Molecule: messenger RNA, 3033 nt
Organism: Schizosaccharomyces octosporus yFS286
Lineage: Eukaryota; Fungi; Ascomycota; Schizosaccharomycetes; Schizosaccharomycetales; Schizosaccharomycetaceae
Product: RNA-binding protein
Exons: 1
Coding region: 301-2640 (779 amino acids)
Biological process (GO): post-transcriptional regulation of gene expression
Cellular component (GO): cytoplasm
Molecular function (GO): mRNA binding
Source: RefSeq, a predicted model, not a curated record
CUUCGAGUCUCUCUUUCUUUCUUUUUUCUCUUUCUCUCUCUCUCUCUCUCUCUCUUUCACUAUAUAUAUAUAUAUAUAUAUAUAUAUCGUCUCUACUUGUAUUUUUUUCUUUCUUUUAGUUUUCUUUAUCCUCCCUUUUUUCCCAAAAAGGUAGGAAUUGGUAUUCCUCCUCGACCCCUUUUCCCCAUUAUUCUUACACAAUUUUAUUUUCUUUUUCUUUUUCUUUUUUUUCAAUUUUUUGACUUUUUUUUUUGUUGACUUCCCCACCUCUUUCUAUAUAGCCUCGUUUGAUUCCCUACUAUGGCUUACCUAUCCAACAGACAUUUUUUAGAUGCCUCCCCUUCUCUCUCUGAUCCAUCUUCUCUCUUCACUUCACGAUCCUCCGUUCAACUCUCUUCUUCUACCCACCUGCCUAUUUGGGAGGAUCCUUCCUUUUCUCCACAUCAACCAUGUCCUUCUACCACUCCUUCUUUCCCUCAACAACCUUCUUCUCAAGAUCCUUCUUCCCGUUUUUUCUCUUCUCCUUCUUCUCAAAUUCCCGCUUCCAAGUCUUCCACUCACCCUCACUCUCACCCUCCCACUUCUGUUUUUGCAGACAACGUCACUCAUCCCUCGAAACUUCCAUGGCGAUCCAGUCAAGUUAAAUAUCCCCUUUACAAUUCAACCAACUCAAUCUCUGCCUCUGUCUCUCCCUCCCAAUUUCCUCCUUCUACCCCUUCAAAUCCUUCUCCACCUUCUUUAUCGAACCGCUGGACUUUCCAACCCCUUCGUGCAAACUCCUUGUCCCAUGACCACCAUGCUUUGGAUCUUUCUUUAGAUUCUUCUUCUUUCAAACCCGAUCCCUCUUCUACCCAUCACUCUUUCAGUCCUCCAAGGCGCUCCUUAUCCAAUACUCCCCUUCUUGAUCCUCUCUCUUCUUCUACUUCUUCUUCGUCUCCUUCCUCACGACCCUUAUUCUCUGGUUUGCAAGCCCUAUCCAUCCAUGACCCACCUCCUCUUAAGCCAUCUUCCACUCAGCGGACACUCUCCAACCCAAAUAUUCAACGAUACUCUUCUCAUAGAAAAUCCUUAAAUAAUACCCUACUGAAUAAUUCCAGGUUAUCCCAACACUCUACUCCCAUCAACCAUUUGCUUCGGAACAUGAGUACUUCCCCUUCUUUUUCUCUCGAUGGCUCUGAAGCUUCUCUGACUCCUAUGUCUUUGUCUCGUAGUAUCCCCAAUUCUCCCGUUGAAACUGACUCCGUACAUACUCCUAGUCUUUGUUCCUCCUCCGAUUCACUUGCCAUCUAUCCAGAGACGAAAGUGAAUACCUGCCCUUUUCCCACUUGUCCAAGCUGUAAAACCGCUCAAUUUCUUCCCCAACUAUCCACCCAAUCGAAUAUCCCCUCCUUCCUCCAUGAGCGAAACUCUGUCUCAAACACAAACACAGCAACAAGCUCCGACCCAUCCUACGAUGGAAAGCCAAGUCAUUACGAGGCUGGACAACGGUUUCUUUAUCGAAACACCAAUAUAAACAGACCGUCAGUUUCCAGAGACAUACACGAUGUUACCUCGAUAGACGAAAAUGUACAACCACUUCAACAAGCCGGAAAACACAAGAAGCCUGAGGACUACAAGCCAAAUACACACAAAAAAUAUACUUCCAACAAACUGAAAAAUAUGGAAUUUCCCUCCCUUGAAGAAAUGUUGGGUCGAAUUCCAUCGAUUUGCAAAGACCAACAUGGCUGUCGCUAUUUGCAAAAGCUUUUGGAUGAGAAUCCUAAAACAAACGCUUCUUUGGUUUACGAUGAAGUUGUCUCUUCCAUCGUGGAGCUUAUGAAGGAUCCCUUUGGCAACUAUAUGUGCCAAAAACUUUUCGUUUAUGCCUACCGAGAGCAAAAACUAGCAAUGCUAAAGGGUAUUGGAAAAGAUGUUGUCGGCAUUAAUUCCGACUUACAUGGAACUCGAGCUAUGCAAAAUAUCAUUGACAAACUUACAUCUAAUGAACAAAUUUCGUUAUUGAUGCGAAUUCUCACCCCAUUCUUGGUAGAACUAGCUUGUGAUGGAAAUGGCAACCACGUUUUGCAAAAAUGCAUCGACAAGUUUUUACCAGAAAAACUGGAAUUGUUGUUCUUUUCCAUAAAGCGCCAUGUUUUAAAAUUAGCAACCCACAGGCAUGGAUGCUGCGUUCUACAGCGUAGCUUGGAUGCCACGAAAGGUUUGAUGAAAAAUCAACUGGUCGAAGAAAUAAUAAGCCAUGCCCUAUUUCUAGUUCAGGAUCCUUACGGAAAUUAUGUAAUUCAACAUAUUUUAGAAAUGAACGUCGAACAAUAUAAUGCAAGUAUAUCACAACAAUUUCAAGGACAUAUUUGUGAAUUGUCUCUACAAAAAUUCAGCUCGAACGCUGUCGAAGACUGUAUACGUACCGCUUCCCCAUCUACCCGCAAAUGGAUUUUGGAUGAAUUCUUGUCUUAUCCAAAAAUUGAGGACCUGUUAAACGAUAGCUAUGCAAAUUAUGUGAUGCAAAGUUUUCUCAUACAUUCUAAUGACGAAGAGAGAGAGAAAAUUGUCCAUUUAUUAGUUCCUCUAUUGCCCAAAAUUUCUGCUUCCAGCCAUGGGCGUCAUAUAAUUGGAAAAAUCACCGAAUAUGCUAAGGCUUAAGGGAAAAUAUUGCUAUCUUUUUAUUUUUUUAUUUUUAAUUUCUCCUUGUUAAUUAAUUUUAAUCAGAGACGAUUGUCCGAUGACAUUUUCGUUUUAAUGGAGUCGAUGUUGUUACAAUCUUUGCAUCCGCUUGUAGAAUCAGAUACCUAGAGGGUGCUUCCGUGUGUAUCUCUCUUUGAUUCUAUGUCGGUUUUGGACGUCGAUGCAUUAUACCCAACUUAUUAUUACUUUUGCUCAAAUGAAGGAUAUAUUGAAUCCUUCAAUAAUUUUUUUUGUAACCGUUUACUAAUUUUGUUUAAAACUAAUUUUUAUCUCUUUAUUUUACUGAUAUUUUCUUGCUCGUUUGGCUGGAACGUAACACUUUUCUUCAACUUUAUAUGUUGCUGUAUAGCC